AUUCUUUUUUUUUUUUUGGUCUUCUUUAUUCUUUAUAUAUAUUUUUAACAUUCACCGCGGACUGGUAUAUCGAAGCAGCAGGAGGCUCUUUCUCUCUCUCUCUCUCUCUUCGCAUCUGAGGAUUUUCUUCCAUUCAAGCUACUUUUUCAAAGGGCGAAAAUCCUCUCUCCCAAACACGAACACAAGCGCACGCAUUCUGGAUUCUAGGUAUUCUUCUCGAGCUUUUGUAUGCAUAAUCUGCUUGGAGCUGGAUACCAUCAAAUCUGUCAGCUGUGAGACAAAACUGAAAUUGACGGUUGAAAUUUAGGCUCCCUCUCAUGGUUUAUUUGGGCAAUUCGCUUGUACGGUUGCUGACCAGCUCCGAUGCCUACUAUCCAUUUGUUUUUGGAUGUCUUGCCAUUGGAUCAUUUGGGCUUCUGGCUGUCAUAUAUACGUUUCUUAGGUGGAAAAAAAGGACGUCUCUAAAAUGGGUUAAAGCUGCGGCGACAGCAAAGAAAGAAGUUUGGAAUAAUCUAAAAUUGCCCCUAUCACAUCAUAUGUGGAUCGAAGAUUUUGCUUAUUGUGAAGAGCCAUCCAUGUGCAGUGUUUGCUUGACUUCCUUGGUGUCUCCUCAAAAUUUAGGUACAAAAGCUUCAUCACUUACUCCUGUCCAUCGUUGCUCUGUCUGUGGUGUAGCAGCUCAUUUUAAUUGUUCUCAGUUUGCAGUAAAGGAUUGUAAGUGUUUGGCACAAGCCGGUCUUAACCAUGUUCGACACCACUGGUCAGAAAAAUGGGUUAAUAUGGAUGAUAACCCUGAUGUAUUUGCUUUCUGUUUUUACUGUGAUGAACCAUGUGGUGUUCCUUUUCUUGAUGCAUCUCCUACAUGGCAUUGCCUAUGGUGUCAGCGCCUCAUUCAUGUCAAAUGUCAUGCCAAAAUGGAGAAAGAAUCUGGUGAUGUUUGUGAUCUGGGUCCUCUUAAAAGGACUAUUCUUUCUCCACUCUGCGUUAAAGAAGUUGAUGAAGCAAACAGUGGAGUUGGAAUGCUAACUUCUAUCACAAAGGAAAUUAUAUCUUCUUCUGUUUAUGGUCAGAUUAAAAGAAGGAACCACCGCAGCAGCCGUGGAAGCAGUCGUUCUAUUAAUGGUAAGUUGCAAGAUGCUUCAGUGACUGAUACAGCUGUGGAUUAUGCGCUUAAUGGCCUUGCUGAUUUGAAGAGGCCCAGUGUUGAUUUGAAUAUUGAUUACAAAAAGAAGGAUGGCAAACCACUCAGUGUAAAGGGGAUCCAUAAUGGGUUAAGACAAAGAAAAAAUGGAACUGCCACGUAUUGUCAAAUUAAGAAACUUGCACUGGUUGAUUUGCCGCAAGAUGCCAGACCUGUUUUGGUAUUUAUAAAUGCCAGGAGUGGAGGUCAAGAUGGGCCUACUCUUCGGUGGAGACUGAACAUGCUAUUAAACCCUGUGCAGAUUUUUGAAUUGACUGCUUCUCAGGGCCCUGAGGUGGGUUUGGAUUUGUUCAGUAAAGUACAAUACUUUAAGGUUUUGGUCUGUGGUGGAGAUGGCACCGUUUCAUGGGUCCUUGAUGCAAUCGAGAAGCACAAUUUUGAAUCACCUCCACCUGUUGCUAUCCUUCCACUCGGUACAGGAAAUGAUUUGUCAAGGGUACUGCAGUGGGGAAGAGGUUUUUCUACAGUUGAUGGACAAGGUGGCUUGACCACACUUUUGCAGAACAUUAAUCAUGCUGCAGUUACAAUGGUAGAUCGCUGGAAAGUAAAUAUUAGAGAAGAAAAUCCAGAACGCAAAGUUAAUAAAGUGCAAUCCAAGUUCAUGAUGAACUAUUUAGGUAUUGGAUGUGAUGCAAAGGUUGCUUAUGAAGUUCAUGUUACUCGGGAGAUAAAUCCAGAAAAGUUCUGUAGUCAGUUUGUUAAUAAAUUGCGAUAUGCCAAAGAGGGUGCCAGGGAUAUAAUGGAUAGAACUUGUGCUGAUUUACCAUGGCGAGUUUGCCUUGAAGUCGAUGGGAAAGACAUUGACAUUCCAAAGGAUUCUGAGGGUUUAAUUGUGCUCAACAUUGGCAGCUAUAUGGGUGGAGUAGAUCUUUGGCAAAAUGACUAUGAGCAUGAUGAUGAUUUUACUGUGCAGUCCAUGCAUGAUAAAUUGCUUGAGGUUGUAUGUGUUUGUGGAGCAUGGCACCUUGGCAAACUUCAGGUUGGACUUUCCCAAGCUAGAAGACUAGCUCAAGGGACAGUCAUAAGAAUACAUUCUUCCAGUCCUUUCCCAGUUCAAAUAGAUGGGGAGCCAUUCAUGAAGCAACCUGGAAGCAUAGAAAUAUCACACCAUGGGCAGGUGUUCAUGUUACGGAGGGCUUCUGAGGAGCCCAGAGGGCAUGCAGCUGCAAUCAUGGCAGACGUGUUAGUGGAUGCUGAGUGCAGAGGCAUUAUCAAUGCAUCUCAGAAGAAAGUACUUCUCCAGCAGAUGGCCCUCCUUCUCACUUGAUCUUUUUCUCCUAGUCUGGCUGACGUGAGUCCCUCGUUCUUCCCUUUUUUUUUUUUUUUUUGGUUGUUGAGGCAGAAUAGGUUUUUCUUACACUAAUUUUUUUUUUUGUUGUUGCAAAAUUACUCCUUUUUGUGCCAGUACUUGUAUAC
Corylus avellana is the source of this 2617-nucleotide messenger RNA. The record is from RefSeq and is a predicted model, not a curated record. Lineage: Eukaryota; Viridiplantae; Streptophyta; Magnoliopsida; Fagales; Betulaceae.